Ilex paraguariensis (yerba mate) is the source of this 387-nucleotide messenger RNA. NCBI's taxonomy places the organism in Eukaryota, Viridiplantae, Streptophyta, Magnoliopsida, Aquifoliales, Aquifoliaceae. The record is from the annotation of a GenBank genome assembly.
AUGAGGAAUGUUAAGGAUAGUAAUGGAUUGGAUUGGAAUUCGAUAGAGAGGACUUUUAUGGAUGAGGUUAAUGAUAAAGGGUUGUUGGGUGAUCAGACUUUGAGAUUCAAGAAAUAUGAGGUCAAAUUAGCAGAUUGUGCAAUUUGUUCUUUUGCUAUUUCACGGGCCAUUAUUUCUUACACUUCUAGGUACUUGUUUGAUAACUAUACUUUGAUUGUUGGUGAGUCUUUGGAUUUGAAGCGUGUGCAUCGAAUGAUAUCUGAAUCAGCUGAGGAAUUUAGGAAGUUGGUGAGGGCUCCAGAGGAGGAUUUUGGGAGGGUUCUUCCCAGUGUUUUGAAAAGUGCGCUUAGGCAAGAAGUGAGGCCAAACGAAGGCCUCUCACCUUGA